Messenger RNA from Austrofundulus limnaeus, 6950 nucleotides. RefSeq names its product kinetochore associated 1 (gene kntc1). The record is from RefSeq and is a predicted model, not a curated record. NCBI's taxonomy places the organism in Eukaryota, Metazoa, Chordata, Actinopteri, Cyprinodontiformes, Rivulidae. The transcript has 62 exons. Gene Ontology annotation, cellular component: cytoplasm; RZZ complex; kinetochore microtubule. Gene Ontology annotation, molecular function: small GTPase binding. The coding region runs from base 148 to 6789 and encodes 2213 amino acids. Gene Ontology annotation, biological process: mitotic spindle assembly checkpoint signaling; mitotic sister chromatid segregation; protein localization to kinetochore involved in kinetochore assembly.
CCAAAUAGGCUCUAAUGUUGAGGAGUUGAUCCUCACGAUUUGCUUUCUUUUAGUUUUGUCCGUAAAGUGUAGAGCCUAUUUACCACUCGGUGUGUACAUAUUUUAUCCGACGGAACACAGUCGGUUUUACACGAACAGCUUCACGCCAUGGCGAYGUGGAGCGACGUUGAACUCCUGACCAACGAGGACACUGGCUCGGGCCGCUUUGACAGCGUUUCUAACAAGGAGGAGGAAAAUGGAAGCAGCUUGUAUCAGCUGGACACACUGGUCAAAAUCUCCUCUGCCAGUCAGGUGGAAACAGAUCCCCGGCUGUCGUCUUUUGGUGGUUCAAACUGGAGGAUUGUUGUUGUUGACAAGACAGUGAUCCUGUUUGAUGAGAGCUAUCAGACCGUCCUGCUGCUGCUCCACUUUGAAACUGAUGUGGAUGCCAUUGAUGUUUGCCUUGGAGGACAUUUUCUGGUGGUUUGUGAAAGAAAUGGAAACCUUCAUUUGGUUUAUGUUCCAAACAAGAGUAUCCUCCUCACUAGGGCUUUGGUUGAUGAACCAUCAAGUGAAAACAAGAAAACAUAUCGCUAUCUCAUCAUAGAUGAGGACAAGUCAUCCCCAGGGAUGUAUUACAUUAUCCUUCUUAUAAAGGAUGGCUUUUUCCACAUUUCAAACCUUGUUUUGGCUAAGAUCGAGACAGCUAUAGAAAAAAUGGAUGUGGGCUCUUUGAAAGAACUUCAGAGUCUCAUCAAAAUAGACUUUUGCUCCACUAAGGACUACCACGGUGAGGGCUGCAGCACCGCAGUCCUGUUCAAUCUUGGCCUUGAAACCCACCUGAUGAUUGGGGGAGAUGAAGAAAACGUUGUGACCCACUGGAAGAUGGAUCGUCUUCAGGCAAAGAUGUGCUUCGCUCAGUCUUUUGACAGCAGCUUGAUUCCUGGUGUAAAGAAAAUGGCCGUAGUGGAAAAUCAGUUGUAUAUUUUGGACUCUGAAGACAUUCUGAGCCUUUGGGACCUUCAUUUCCUCGUCAUGAUUCACUGCUGGCCAGAUCUCACCAUUCAUGACUUUGAACUCACCACCGAGUGCGGCUCUGCCUCCAUGGUGGCCCAAGACAAGGGCAGCAUGAGAAUGAUCACACUGACUAAGCAAGAAAACAGUCAGAUCAGCUCCCUUCAAAUAAGAUUUCUGCCCUCCAUGAGUGUUUGCUAUUCUCUGGAUGUCUCCUCCGUCUCCUGUCUCCUUCAGAUGAAAACAAAUAUGGAUACAAUUUAUUUGGUUGAGGGGAUGUGUGAGAACCCAGAAAGCAGUCGAGGAGAACCUGUAGCUUCUGUCGUCGUCAGAUGUUUCACAGAGGCUUUACCUGAGAACAGACUUAGCAGACUUCUUUACAAACACAUGUUUGAAGAGGCUGAGAAGUUUGCCAUCACAUUUGACCUCGAUUUAGAGCUCGUCUACAAAGUGAAGCUUGACUUUGUGCUGGAGCAGCUGGCCUCGGCUUCAGUGGGUGGAUAUGGACAGGAUGUGUGGUCGGAACUUGUAGAUGAGGCCAAAACCAACCUGAURAAAAUCACAGAUGAGCAGUACGUGGUGGAAUACUGCCUCAAGGCUCCCUGGCCGACCUUUGAGACUGCAGAGAAGAUGCUGAAUCAUGUCGCCUCGCGAUACUCCUCCUUACAAAUCCAAGAGGCCUUGGCCAGGCUGGCAACAUUCUGCAACCUCCAUGGCUUGGAAAAUUUUAAUGGAAUUACCUGGAUUGAGUUUCUGAACAACACUGAUAAUCUGGGAGAUGUUUUGACACAUCUAAGGGAAGGAGACAUGAAGGGUGCACAGUUUCUUUGGCUCAGAUAUGAGGGGCAGAUUGCUGAAGAGUUUAAUGAAAACAGUUUGGAAGCGAUUCUCAGUGUCAUUCCUGAGGACCUGCCCUCCCAGGACCUCUGUCCAUGGUUCAAGACCGUGUUUGUCCCUUUUGUGAGGAGAGUUCUGCCAAAGGGUCAGAGAAUUCUGGCAAAGUGGCUUGAGCAAAAGGCAAGGAACUUGGAGUUAACUGAAAAGGCUUCUUGGCCUCAAAACGGGCUGAACUUGGCGAUGCUAGGACUUCCCUCAUUAUGGACCUGGAUGACAUCUGUAGAUGAUAACGAUGGUGCAAAUGAGUUGGACAACCUGAAAUCCCUGGUUUCCAGUCUUCGUCGGCUGCUCGACCUCCACCAGAAAUACAACUGCAGGCUUUCUCUUUCAGUGUUUGAGAAGAGAAGCGUGUGGAGUGUGGCGUUCUUUAUGCUGGACAAAGUUCCUGCUCCAGAGCUGAUUGCUGCUACAGUGGAAAACCACAUCAAGCCGUAUGCCAAAGAGCACAAGAUACCUUUUGAUGAAUUAUUGCUACAGUACAUUAAGGAUCUGCUGGAGCGCUGCAGUUCUCGCGUCACAACACUUUUCACAGAAUGGGAAGCCAAAGCGGUGGCAGUGCUCGGCUGCAUGACUGACACUGAUUUGAAGGUGGAUGCUGUGCUGGAGAUCAUGCAGAAAGCUGUGGUACCCUGGAGUAACGUGGUGGAGACACUUGUGCAGCAGUACCUAGAGAUGGAUGGACCCAAACAAGAGCUCCUGAAGGAGAGUUACCAUCUGAUGGAGAUCAGGAAACUUCUCCGGGGAUACGGCAUCCGCAAUUUCACUCUCUCCAACAGCACUGAAGUCAUGACACUGAUUCGACACAUCCUGAAACUAGACCUGCCGACAUCUUUAGAGGACUCCCUGACGUUAGCAGAGGCGUACAAACUGCCAACAUCCCAGAUAAAUUACUUAUAUCUCAUCCAGCUGACGAGCCAAAGCAAGACUGAAGAGGUGGUGACUGUUCUGAAGAGGCUGACGGCUGCAGAGGCAGAGUGUGUGAUCGAGCGUCUCACGUGUUGGGCUCGGCUGCAGCUGGAGGACAAACAACACAUAUCUGAAGAGCACAAGAAACACAAGAUGGUUAUAGCUCAGGUGAUGGUGGAGGCUCUAAAUUAUCUGCAUAUAAUCCAAAAAAAUGAUUCUGUUAAAAGCAUGGAGUGCGAGAACAACCUCAUCAUGUUCCAGGCAAUCGCCCACUUACAAGAGGAUUUUGAUGUCUUYGUCACCCCCUCAAACUACGAGGAUCCGAACAUCCGAAAAGAAAUCCAGGAGCAUCACAUCACAGCUUAUGAAAAUACUCGAGGUCACCAUUCGUCUAACGGGAAGGCUUUGUCAGCUCCAGUUGUGUCUAAUGACCCAGAUGGCAAGAGCAGGACGAUCUCGACAGAAGCUGGACUCCGCCGGCUCGGACGGCAGCUGCAGCGCACCGAACAGGAACUCUGGUCUGAUUUAGGCCUGCGGGCUCUGGGAGCGGGAAAAGUGGACAAGGCUCUGACGAUACUCAGUGAGCUUUAUGAGCACCACAAUAACUGCAGUACAGGGAAGGUGUUGUUCACUGCUGCCAAGACUUUAUGCCAGAUGUUGGAGGCCGAUGACCCCAUGGUUCUUCCUGAUGACAUGGAUUUACCAGCAGUCAUCCACGGUUUGGCCUGUCAGGCCAUUACUUUGUGCCACUCAGAUUUGCUGCUUGACUGCCUGGAGCUCUGCAAGUCCACACGGAUAGCGAUGGAUGUGUAUCAUCAGUGUCAGUUAUCAGAUAACUGUGGCUUCAUAUCCAAAGAUUUGGGUUUGGGGGCAGAGAAAGAUCCUUAUUCACAGUGGAGUUUUCAGGAUGUUUUCAAUGAAGAUUGCAUCGUGCUGGAUUCAGCGUCUGUGCUCCCUGUUCAGUACGAAAUAACCAACUUCUUGCUGCCUAUUUCUCUGGAUACCAAACUGUUUCCACUGGACUGUUCCUGCCUGUCACACUGCUCAUUUAAAGAUGAUGUGAAAUACCUGCAGUCCCUCCUCGAAUCACUCACCAACAUGCUGCAGAUGCUACAGGAGUCCAGUCAGUUGGAGUUGGCCCUCAGAGUCUUGGUCAGCACCUACAUCAGCAGCUUGCAACACGUCACCUCUAAUCGGAUGGAUGUCAGACUAAGUAUGCAGCUUUAUGAUGCACAAAAUCUUAAGAACUACAACAUAUGCCUGAAUGAUCUUCGAAAAAUGACAAUGUCCUCCCUAAAGUCUGUGGUUGUCGGCCUUUUGAACAAGGUGUUCAACUGGAGGGUGGUUGAUUGUGAACUGGCUAUUGGUCUUUGUACACUCCUCUCUAAGGCAGAAGUCUUCAAAUUACUGUGGAAAGUUAUUGACAACACUUGGCAAAACUAUGACAAAAUAUUGGCCGUGGCAAGGAUCGGAGCUAACCUCUGCUGCUUGUAUAAUGAACCAAAGGAACAAGUAAAGUUUCUCUCGCUCAUCACGGAUGCAGAGUGGGGAGUCAAGCUCGGCAAAUUAGAGAUAUCCAUCCAGCCAGUGUUUCGUCAACCAUCUGAGCUGAAGAGCAUUCUGAUCCCUGAAAUGGUGAAGAACAGGAAGAUCACUCCAGAUAUCAUUCUUCAGUAUUGCAGCACCUUUGGUUUAAACCGUGACCGUGUGAUCAACCAGUAUAUCACCACCUUACUGCUGCUCCAGGAGGACGGAGGCGGCGAAGCUGUCAUUAACCAGGAAGAGCCCAUGUGUGGUGCUGAUACACUGGAACGAGUCCUGCAGAUCAUCCCGAUGCUACACAGCAUCAGCGAGCUCACCAGUAGUCUCUGUACUGCCGUAUUCAAGCUCAGCCCUUACAACUACGAGAGAAUCGAAGUGGUGCUCAAGAUCAUACAGACUGCAGAUGAAAGUGUGUUUUCUUUCUCUGUUAGUCAGGCAAUGGGCCUUCUUCAACACCUGAAGUCCUACAAGAGAGUCUCUCCUCCCUCGGACGUGGAGAACACGUAUCUUCUUGAAAAUGGGCUUUUGCCAGACCCCCUGUCCAACAGCAGACUGCCGUUCCACCUCCUCAUGCAAAGCAAUUAUUACUGGAAGAUAAUCUCUCCUGAGCUGAGUGACGAGACAUUCCCCACACUGCUUCUAAUAAGCAAACUUAUGAAGGUGAGCCUCGACAAGUUGUACAUGUCAGCGGCAAGACACGUGUUUGAAAAGAAAAUCAAGCCUCUGAUUUUGGAACAAAGAAAAAGGGGCCAGGAUCAUGGCAACAGUGAGGUUCUCAAGGUGACAAAGACCAUGAUGAAAUACAUUCAGUGCAUCCAGAGUCCAGAGUGGGCUGCAGCCACGGCUUAUAAAAUAACCCAGGAGAUUCCACCAGGCUUUGAGAAGACGGCCGCACUGAAGUUGUGUUUGUCUCUUGGAGAGGCAUGGCUUAAACAGCCCAACCAAGAGGAGGCUUCACGGGCCCGAGGUGAGUCCUUUCUGUCCAAACUGAAGCUGCAGUUCCAGCAUUCUGCUACCGAGAACACGCUGAUCAGCAGUCAGCUGGACAGCCCAGAGCACAUGAAGCUGACCGGGAUGCCAGCGAGGCUCAUCUUGGCCCUGUACGAGCACAGCAGCGUGGAACAGCGUUACAGAGAGACAGGAGGUCAAACUUAUCCCGACAUACAUGCUGCAGUGAAGGAAAUCGCUGCGAUCACUAAUGUGGAUCUUGUGAAAAUUCGUAACAUGCUGUUAGAAAAGUGGAUCUGCAAAACAGGUCCAGCUGUGGCCAAGGAAAUAGUCAAUCAAGACCAUGCCACUGACAUUGAGGAGGAUCCAGACCUAAAGAGGGUGGUUUACAUGCUGCAGUCCAGCUCCAUGGGUGAUGCUGUCUGUCUUCUGAAGCCUCUUCUGACUGCUGAGACCUGGCCACUAGGCACAUCUGGACCUCGUCUGACCUUCUGCCAUCGGACUCGAGCUCUGCUUUGUCUAGUCCGUCUCGCCGACGCAGCGAUGCUGGAGGCCCAGUUGCAGAUCCCGAGGACCAAACUUGGGCAUUACCUGAAGUGCUACAUCUUUGUUUCUCAGCUGGAAGUGCUGAGCAUCCCUCACACGGUUCAGUCUUUCCUCAACAGCCCCAAAGAGGGCUUGAUUAAAGGGCUGUGGAAGAACCACAGCCAUGAGCCACAGGCUGUUCGUCUGGUGGCCGACCUGUGCCUGGAGUACCAGGUCUACGAUCCUCAGCUGUGGAACAGUUUGCUGCAGAAGCUGCUGGGCUUCAACUCGAUAAGCCACCUCCAGAAGGUGCUGGAAGCAAUAGUGGCUGUACCAGCGUUGUGGGAGAUUUCUAGUUUCUCCAGGACUUGGAGGAGUAUGAUACUGGCACCUUUUGUUUCAGCUUCAGUUCCCUUGAGCCCAGAUCAACAAGCAACCUUCUACAAGACCUUUGUCCUCCUGCUCAAGUGCCCCUUCCUGUUGAAUUUGGACUUGGUCGGAAUAGCAAACCGCUUUGCUCAGUUUAAUCUUCCCGCCUUUGCCCUGGGAACACUGCUUCUCAUCUCGUCUGCCAGUAAAAGGGAGCAGCAGAUCAAGGCCUUUCUGUCCAUCUGUAACCCAGUGGCCGUGCUCGAGCAGGUGGAUGAAUUUAUGAACACAGGAGAACUGGCUGGAGUGCCCUCACAGAUCAGGGAGACUGUAUUAAUCUUCAUGAGUCAAAACGGACAGCUCCAAAAGCUGAUCCAAACAAAACACUUCAACCAGCUGAAGCAGCUCGUUGUGAGGCGGGGUCAGCUCAACCAGGUCAAGGACUUGGUGGACUACCUGGUCAGCCACAACUGUCAGGAGGAGGCUGAUUCUCUCACUUGUGAGUAUCUGAAGCACCGACAGGGAAAAGGGAAAACGCUGCCAAACGGCUCCAUUUCUCACAGCUCCCUGAAGGAGUUUCUUAAAAUGGAAAAUGGUGAAUCAGGAUAGGAAGGGUCUGUUCCUUCAGUCAUAUUUAUAUCUUCUGUCUCUCUCUGCCUUCAGCUGAGAUGCAGUGUUUGCACUCUACAUUUAUCCUGUUUAUGUAAUAUUUGAAACUUUUUGACAAACUUUUUGUGCUUUUUAAAUGAUAAAACUUACAUCUGCUAGUG